UCCUUGGAGGGAAAUCAUUGAAAUCGAAGUUAAUUUUACUUCUAGCUGCUUGUUUAAAUUUCCGUGCAGCGAUGGAUAUUCUGAAGGCAGAAAUAGCACGGAAAAGAAAGCUACUGGAAGAGAAAAAACUGGUGGACGAUAAGAAAAAGUACUUCAAACGGGGUGAGCUGCUGGCACACGAGGAGCAGGAAUAUUUGGAGAAAAGUGGCUACAACAAUACCGAUCGGAUAGCGAGCAGUGGAACCGAUGCCAAGGACGGUGCGUCGUCUGUGGGCGAUGAUCCGAAGUAUGAUUUUCGUAAACUUCCGCGCUCGGAGGUGAUCCGGAAGUUGCGCGAACGCGGUGAACCGAUCCUGCUGUUCGGCGAAACGGAAGAGCAAUCCUGCAACCGGUUACGUCAGCUGGAAAUUUCUGCCCCCGAGGUGAACCGAGGUUUCCGGAACGAUUUCCAAGAAGCGAUGGAACAGGUCGACGAAGCAUAUCUCAAUGAGAUUCUCAGUUCGAACGGACAGACAUCGGGAUUGGGAAAGGCAAAGAACAGCAAUGAAGACUACGAUGUGGAUGAUAGCGUAACGUACGAUUCGAUUUUGGAAAUGGCCGUACGGUUGGGACGCAGCGGUAAGGAUCACGACUGUCUCGUGAUAAUGACGCUCAUCCAGUUUCUGCUGAAGAUGUGGAAUGAUCAGCUGAAUUCGGUAACGGCGGCCGAACGGAUGGCUACCAAGAACAAGAUCGCUCGGGCAACGUUCGAGCAGACGCGUCUUUACCUGCGGCCGUUGCUGCGGAAGCUGAAGAACAAAACGAUCCCAGAGGACAUUCUCGAUAGUUUGACGGACAUUACGAAGAGUUUGCUGAAGCGAGAUUACAUUCAUGCGAGCGAUGCGUACCUUACGAUGGCCAUCGGUAACGCACCGUGGCCGAUCGGUGUCACGAUGGUCGGUAUUCACGCGCGUACGGGGCGGGAGAAGAUUUUCUCCAAAAACGUAGCGCACGUCAUGAACGACGAAACGCAGCGCAAGUACAUUCAAGGGCUGAAGCGGUUAAUGACCAAGAUGCAGGACUACUUCCCGACCGAUCCAUCGCGCUGUGUGGAGUAUGUGAGCAAAAAAGAUCGUCAAGAUUAGGCGAUAAGAUGCCUCACAUUUUACGAUACAGUGUAGCGCAGUGUACAUAAAGACAAUUUAAAUCAUUUUUCAACUUCAUCUUAUCGCUUAUAUGUACUUUUCUUUCAAUAAAUUUUAAAUAAAUAGUUUAUAAGAAAGACUA
Anopheles aquasalis is the source of this 1266-nucleotide messenger RNA. RefSeq names its product pre-mRNA processing factor 18 (gene Prp18). NCBI's taxonomy places the organism in Eukaryota, Metazoa, Arthropoda, Insecta, Diptera, Culicidae. Gene Ontology annotation, biological process: RNA splicing; generation of catalytic spliceosome for second transesterification step. The record is from RefSeq and is a predicted model, not a curated record. Gene Ontology annotation, cellular component: U5 snRNP; U2-type post-spliceosomal complex; U4/U6 x U5 tri-snRNP complex.